GAUCUAGCAUAGUCUCAUGCAAUGUACAAGUUGGAGUGGGGUUAAUGCUGAGAUGCCUGUUCAGCUGAGCGUGUGCACUGUUGGCAUUCCCACUGAAGGCAGUGGGAGCCAGUUGGGACUUUUUAUCUUUGUGGUUUUGUCUCAGUUGGGAUAACUGUGAUUUGUUUUCAUCAAGAGCCUUAGAUGUUUGCUGGUGGUCUUUAGAUAACUUGAAAGAGGAAAGAAAAAAUUGUGGCUAAAUACUAUUGCAUUAAACAGAAAAAUGCAAUUACUGUAAUAAAAGAGCCAAGGUGGAGCAUCCCUUCCAUGCUGACUGUUCUUGUGAUGGACUUUCUGAGAGUUUGCCUUAAUGCAGUGUUUGCAAAAGUUUGACAGAAUUAUUACUAAAUAUACAAUGGCAGUAGUGCAGACACUUGUCUAUUUAAAUUUAAGUGGUAAUACCAAUGUUAGGAGAGUCAAGGCAGCUAUGGAGACUAUGCUUCGACUGAUAAACCCAUGACUGAAAGAUGGAAUAAAACUUGUUCACUGUUUUGUUAGUCUUGGUGAAAAAUGUUGAUGGAGUUUUGGGGGUGGUUGUGUUUUUCCCUUGGUUGUGUGUGUGGAGCGCAGUAAAUGAAGGCCUUGCAUGUUCAGUCGUUGCUGUGUCUGGCUGUUUGCAUUACUCUUCUAGAUUCGUGUUUGCUUUUGUUGAUUUAAGCCUGAUUGUCUCUGCAUGUUUUGGCAGAAUAACCAUUUUUGGCGCUGUGCUCCUGUCCCUUGAGCGAGCCUGCUUCUGUCAUGCCCUUCAAACACAUUGUUGUGCAUCGUAAGCUGUUUCCCUUUUCUCAGCUAGUGAGACCCUGGCUUUGCUCCACAAUGUGCUGUCCUCAGAGCUGCCAGACCCACCUGUGAGAGUACUCUCCACUGGGAGAACACCCAGAAGGAGCAUCCAGAGGGAAGGGCCCAUGAACCAACCCAAAAAGCAUGCUGGUGUGCCCGACCUGGUCAAGCCCGGUCCAAGUAUGAACACUGUGUGUUGGACAGAGCGCGGCCUUGCCCACUACAGCUUGGUCCCAGGCCUACCACACCCAGUGUGUUGCCUCAUGACAAAGCCUCCUGUUGGAUUCAGGCUGGAUUAAACUCCCAUUGUGCAGCUGUGUGUUGAAAGCAGGGCUCAUGAGCCUUAUCCCUGCUUGGGACUGAUAGCAGAGGUUGUCCAGGUAGGCAUAAACACCCCUGUCUGUCUGGGAAGUGUGCAGGGCACUUGAUCAGCGUGCAGGCAUGCAGCAAUUCAGGAUAGCAAAGGAAGGGAAUAGCCUCCUGGAAUGCAGUCCAUGAGCAGGAAAACGCAUAAUUAAAAUGUGCAUAACUAGCUUGUGUUUUUCCCUUAACAUGUGAAGUGGUUAGAUGUAAUCCUGCAGAUCACUGGGGAGAGAGCAGUGGAGAGGGAGAACUGGAGCUGACCAGUUAUUAGGGCAUCUAUUAGAAGCUUUUUGGUUUUAAAAUAUAAAAAUUGUGAAAUGUUGUUAUUGCUUGGGGCUCACAGUUGAGAAAGGAACUUGCUGGAGUGAAGGGUGUAGCUCCUCUUUGGUGAGAGUCAGGUUGUUGAUGUCCAUGUAUGUUAUUGAACUGGGCUUUUCCAAUAAUCUGCUCCAGUAUCCUUCGGAGACCAGUCCUAGUCAUUCCAGGCUGCCUGCCUCCAAGGAAGUUAGACGGUGUUUGGGGCUGUGGAGAGUGGUUUAGUAUAAGAAAUGUGUUUGACAAGUAUGUGCUAGAGACCUCCAAGCACAUGGUGUAAAAAGUGCAGUUGUUCUCAUUAUGCACAGUCACUUGAUGGAGAGGCAGAGAUAGGCUUUUCUGGCAGUAGUGAAGGGAUCUCCUGAUACAGGAGGCAACAGCUUACCUGCUCUUUCAGUCUGUGUUUCCUCAAUGCCUGUGCUUUGCCAGCUCUGGACUUCUGCCCCACAGCUCCAGCCAGCAAUCCAGGCCUUGUGGAUACCAGUGGGCUGCCUUGCUUCCUAGAGCUGUGCAUGGCCAGGCUGAAUGGAAAGGGAUUAGCACACCCCUCAGGCUUGCAGAGUCUGGGAUCAAAGGCCUCUUGCUGGCAGUCACUGAUGGAGAAUAUCAUCCAUUAUCUUUGUGUCUGAUCACUUCCUAAUCUCAGCACUAGCUGUUUGAACAGUUCCUCUUCAGGAUGGUGGGGACUGAGGGACAGGGAGGACCAGGGGAGGAACACUAGCAGAGCAGGGGCUGAUCCCUGGACCCUGACCUCCAGAGUAGUAUCCUGAGGCUGAAUAUCCUCCUGGAAGUAACACAACACCCACAUUGCGAAGGGAAGGAAACGCCACGUUUCCACAACAUGUAAAUUUUCAUUUUGCUCACCUCUGUUUUGCUGGUUUUUGUUCCUCUGCUCUGUCAGAUUCUGGGUCUCACUCUAAAACUGUACCUUUGCCUGCGCAAUUGUGCCCACAGGUAAUAGGAAACCAGGGUUUCAAAAGAAAACCUGAUCCCAUUGCUAGAUAAUAGCAGUUUCCUAAAUAAAUGUGUGGUUGCCCGGGGGGGUGAGGUUGUUGCCAGAUGCACCUUUUCUUGAUUGGUGAGAACAAGAGAUGACGCUUCCUGGCGUAUAAGUGCAAGAGAAAACACGGGAGCACAGAUAAGCACAGCAGGCGAGCCACCUGGAAAGAAGAGCUGAGAAGGUGUCAAAGCAGCUGCCUGCCAUGGCAUUUGGAAUGCUAAUCUAUAUUUUGCUGAAAGCAACGGGGGCACUGAGUGAAGAGUCAGCUAUUACUGCUUCAUCCCUCAGCACAGACUUAUGGAAUAAUUGGACAAAAAACAACGCUGAAGUGGAUUACACAGAGCAGCCGAAGCUCUUGAAGCUCAUGCAGACCUGCCUUGAGGAACACCACAGCUAUUGUAUCAACGGGCUCUGUGCCUUCCACAGCGAGCUGAGGAAACCCAUAUGCAAGUGCCUUGCAGGUUAUAAUGGAGAAAGGUGUGAACAUUUAACACUAAAUUCAUAUGCACAUGAUUCUUACGAGCGCUACAUAGCUGUGGGAAUUGGUGUAGGAAUACUGACCAGUGGAAUACUUGCCAUCAUCUACUGCUACGUAAGAAAGAGAUGCAGGAAAUUGAAAUCCCCCUACAAAGUCUGCGUGGGCGAGACGGCGCUGUGAAGGUCUGGCACUGGGACACUCACCAGUUUGCCUGCAAAGGAGGGGAAGGUCUGCUGGGAAGGGCCCCCUGCACCACCCGACAGGUGCCCCAGCCUCGAGGAGGAGAUGAACUCGAGGGAAUGGCAGAGCAGGAUGUGAAGGGAACUCCUGCAGAACUGACAGGCUCCGUUUAGUGUUGAAGAAAGACCUCCUCUCCUUGGUAAAGGUGGCUCAUGCUCAGGUCCAAACAGCUGAGGGCACUGGCAGGCCUCUUGACACUUUCCUGUGGUUGGUGUUUGCCAAGGGGAGGACCUGGUUGGUUUUAGCUGUUUUCAGUCAUUUCAAGCCCUAGAACAGUGUUCUGCUUUGGUCUUUUGUGCAUUUUGUUUUCGUUUUUUGUUUGUUUUUUCUUCUUUUUUCUCCUGGAGGAAAAGUACCACCUCUCUCACAGUGGAGCUGUGUUCUGGACAUCAGGCACUGACCAGAAAACGUUUGGAUUCUGAUUUUGGUGUCUGCUGGCUGUGUGUGUGGAUAAACAUCCCUCUUCCAACCCAGCUGUUACCUCCAGUGUAAUGGGCCAAGUACAGGCUUCUGCUGCCAUAAAGGACAAAACCAAAAUGCUUUGGACUGAGGACAAUGACUGGUUUGCAAAAACUUUCUUAAACUUAGGAAUAGAGACUAAGCAAUUCCUGGAAAAUUAGAUCAUGACACCUCUGGGCGUGGCAUGCUCUUAUUGUUUUCAUGAGCAAAGGAACCAGGCAUCUUCCUCAAAAUGGAUUAUGGAGUGUGCUUCUGACAAAGAACCUUUCUCAUCCCAAACAUCAUCCAGCAGCUCCUCAGAUCCAUGGAACUUCAGGCAGAACAUUGCCUUGCUGCACCCCGAUUUCUGCACAAGACUUCAAUUUCUAGAGAAGCUGGAAUUUUUCCUAAAACUUCAGUACACAGGAAACAGACUCUACUCCAUUCUCACAUUAUCAGCACAAUGUGACCACUCAAAUAAGAAAAAAAUUAUCUUGGGGAUUUGGUUCUACCCUGGACAAACAGACUACAUAUCGGAUGCUUGGCUCUCUUCAUCUCAUUUACAAAGAAUUGCAAAGGUACAAAGAUUUUGUUCAAAGAAAAGAGAAGAAAAUUGAUUCUGAAGAUGGUGGCACUAACUGGGACUUCUCAGUGACAGCUGGAGUGUUUGCCAGUGCUGACAAGACUGGAGAUGGCUCUCAGAGGUUUUCAUUUCAACUGUUGUACGUUGUAGACUCACCUGCUGUGCUCAGUCAUCUUCCAGAGAAAGGCAGUUGGUACUUCGAGAUUUUGUGGGGUAAUAUCAGCUCCUAAAUUCAGGUGGCUUGCUGAAAGCGCAGUUUCUUUGUUAUGUGAAUUAGUUUUCACAGCAGGAGGCAUGUUGCUUGUUGAAAAAACUGUGUAUUUGUGAGACUAUGGUGACAAUUCUGAUAUGUGAAUGAAAGGUGGAGUUUGAAAGGGUUAAAAGUGCCUGUGGCACUCGA
This is a messenger RNA of Corapipo altera (White-ruffed manakin), 4636 nucleotides long. RefSeq names its product epithelial mitogen (gene EPGN). Gene Ontology annotation, biological process: positive regulation of mitotic nuclear division; epidermal growth factor receptor signaling pathway; positive regulation of cell population proliferation. Lineage: Eukaryota; Metazoa; Chordata; Aves; Passeriformes; Pipridae. Bases 2700 to 3155 code for a protein of 151 amino acids. The transcript is spliced from 5 exons. The record is from RefSeq and is a predicted model, not a curated record.